CGAAGACUGCGAAGCCGCCCGAUCUGUCCUUCGAACGACCCCGAACCAGUGGGAGCACGACGGCGACCGGGGAGAUGUCGCCGGUGGCGACGGCCGUGCCCUGCUAGAGCGAGGAGGAUGAGCGGCGGCCGCUUCGACUUCGACGAUGGCGGCACCUACUGCGGCGGCUGGGAGGACGGCAAGGCGCACGGUCACGGCGUCUGCACGGGCCCCAAGGGCCAGGGCGAGUACUGCGGCUCAUGGCACUACGGCUGGGUGUCCGGCGUCUACACGUGGCCCUCAGGCAGUGGCUACGAGGGUCAGUGGCAAAACGGCAAGCGCCACGGCUUGGGCGUCGAAACGCGCGGCCGCUGGCGCUACCGCGGCGAGUGGACGCAGGGCUUCAAGGGCCGCUACGGCGUGCGCCAGUCGCUCAUCUCCGGCGCCAAGUACGAGGGCACCUGGGCCAACGGCCUCCAGGACGGCUACGGGUCCGAGACGUACGCCGACGGAGGUCAGUCCGCCCGACCUUGGGCGCCACCGUCAACUAUUCUCGCGCUAACUCCGGUGGCCUUACCUGGCGUCGCGGCCUGUAACCAUGGUGACCGAGACGCCCUGCUGGCCACAUCCCUGGCCUCUCGGUCUCCUGGCUUUAGGGCCAUACAGUACACCGCGUGCACUGAGGGCAGAGCCCGCGAGUCGGCCUCUGGCUAUUUAUAA
Messenger RNA from Rhipicephalus microplus (southern cattle tick), 699 nucleotides. It is a transcript of the gene jp, whose product is annotated as junctophilin. Gene Ontology annotation, cellular component: junctional membrane complex; plasma membrane; endoplasmic reticulum membrane. The record is from RefSeq and is a predicted model, not a curated record. NCBI's taxonomy places the organism in Eukaryota, Metazoa, Arthropoda, Arachnida, Ixodida, Ixodidae.